AUGGAUCAAAAUCGAAAUUAUUUCAAUUUUUUUGAUUAUUUUGUCGAUUCGAUACACGAUAAUCUAAAUUUCAUUACGAUACCUAACAAGAACAACAAUAAUCAUAGUGCUACUGGUGAUGGUGGUAAACCUAUCAACUGUGGUUGUAUUAUUGAUACUUCUACGCCAGAAACCACUGCACAAGGUUUUAAUGCUUGGCUCAAGAAAAAUUUUAUGGCCGAAGGACUGGAAACGAAAUCUUCUGCUAUUUUAGGCAUGAACUCAUAUGGUCGACCAUAUUGUCCUGGAAGACCCUUAAGUAUGAAAGAGAGAAAUCAAAUUAUUGAAUUAUACAACAAUGGAAUUAAGGUUAAUGCUAUCUCUAAACAAUUAUGCAUAUCACAUGGAUGUGUAUCAAAAAUUAUUUCCAGGUUUCGCGAAACAGGAAUACUAUAUCCAACAAGAAUAUCUGAAAGAAAGCAAUCAAGAAAAUCAAGGUUAUAUCGAUGUCCUUACAACUGA
Messenger RNA from Dracunculus medinensis (Guinea worm), 501 nucleotides. The record is from the annotation of a GenBank genome assembly. NCBI's taxonomy places the organism in Eukaryota, Metazoa, Nematoda, Chromadorea, Rhabditida, Dracunculidae.